Phytophthora sojae is the source of this 573-nucleotide messenger RNA. RefSeq lists its product as hypothetical. Lineage: Eukaryota; Oomycota; Peronosporomycetes; Peronosporales; Peronosporaceae. The transcript is spliced from 2 exons. The record is from RefSeq and is a predicted model, not a curated record. The annotation marks the transcript as partial.
GUGCUGGCGGUCGCUGAGCCGCUGCACAACGCCCCCUACACGCCCACGGACUCGAACACCGAGGAGCGCUCCGACUCGAUCUUCACGACGCUGUCGGACGACGGACUGAUGGCUGGCACUGGCACGGGCACCCGCCGUCGCCUGGAGCCGCUACCCACGGCCAGCGCAAAGGAGCUCGCGAGUGAUUCGAUCUACACGCCGCUAUCCCACAAUGGGCCCAUGGCUGGUAUGGCCACAUGGAGACUGGAGCCUCUGCCCACGGGCCGUCACAUGAGAGCGCUAGAGGACGGAGAUGGCGAUGGUAAGGACAGCAGCGACUCAGGAUCCGAUCACGACGACAACAGCAACGUGUCUUCAAACGGCCACAAGUCCAGCAGCAGCUUUUUCGACCACUCCGCUGUGGUCAUCGUCGUCGGAGUCGUGGCGGUUGUGCUCGCUAUUACAGGCGUCAUGAUGGUGGUGGUGCGGAGGAGACGGAGUCGAGCGAUGGAGCGCAACAUCACCGCGACGUCCCUGCAGGCCAGCGAGUUAUCGCCGGCACCCCCAGUUGGAGUAGUCUACGCCCGGCAGUAG